Molecule: messenger RNA, 576 nt
Organism: Postia placenta MAD-698-R-SB12
Lineage: Eukaryota; Fungi; Basidiomycota; Agaricomycetes; Polyporales; Adustoporiaceae
Exons: 4
Biological process (GO): adenylate cyclase-modulating G protein-coupled receptor signaling pathway
Cellular component (GO): heterotrimeric G-protein complex
Molecular function (GO): GTPase activity; G-protein beta/gamma-subunit complex binding; guanyl nucleotide binding
Source: RefSeq, a predicted model, not a curated record
AUGGCUUCUGCUGCCGCCCUCUUCUCGUCUGCCGAUGCCGACGACCCCCUCACGCGCGCACUCCAGCCCCCGCCAGACGAGUCCCCCGACGACCGCGACGCCCGUCUCCAGCAGCAGCGCGCCGCACAGGCCGUCUCCCACGAGAUCGACCAGACCCUUCAGGAGGACAAGAAAGCCUACGACCGCCGCAAAAAGGCCAUCAAGAUCCUCCUCCUCGGCCAGGCCGAGUCCGGAAAGAGCACCACGCUCAAGAACUUCCAGCUCGCCUUCUCGCCCUCGCACUUCCGCAGCGAACGCGCCGCCUGGAGGACCAUCAUCCAGCUCAACCUCAUCCGAUCCAUCAAGCGCCUCCUCGAGGUCCUCCAGGAAGAAUGGGACCAGUCUGUCGCACAGCCUGCAUCGCGGCCAGACAAGGGCAAGGGCGUUGCCGGCCGCGCGCCACCCGCCGUGCGCUUCUCCACCUCGCCCCUGACCGACGCGCACCGCAAGAUGCGCAUGCGGCUGUCGCCGCUCCUGCCCAUCGAGGAGCAGCUGUCCAAGCGGUUGUUCCCCGAGGCGCAUGAGCGGCUGCACGAC